AUGGCCCAGGCCAGGCUGGAGGCGGAGGCACUCCGUGACGCCGAGCGGCACCGACAGCGGCGCGCUGCUCAAGCAGAGGAGGAGCGCGAGGCCCUCGCGGAGCGUCACAGACAGCGAGAGCGGGAGCGCUACGCCGCGCAGGACGAUGAACAGAGGGAGGCGCACGCCGAGCGUGAGCGUCAGCGGCGGGCGGCCUUCGAUGACGCCGAGAGAGCAGCGCACGCUGAACGUGAGCGACAGCGGCGGGCUGACUUCGAUGACGCCGAGAGAGCAGCGCACGCUGAACGUGAGCGACAGCGGCGGGCUGACUUCGAUGACGCCGAGAGAGCAGCGCACGCUGAACGUGAGCGACAGCGGCGGGCUGACUUCGAUGACGCCGAGAGAGCAGCGCACGCUGAACGUGAGCGACAGCGGCGGGCUGACAUGCCCAACGAGGUACGUGACGCGGAACGGGCGGCCAACGCGAGGGGUCACAUGGAGGGGCGCCGCAGAGCCGACCGGGCCAAUCGAGCCGCCUGUGACGCCGACUCUGUGCUGUCCGGUCGCCAGCCGGUGGCCAGGCUUGACACGGGGGCACGCAACACGGUAUGUCCGCACUGCGGCGCCCUCCUCUGGCGAGAGGAGCGGGCCACCCUGUGCUGUUCGGGGGGAAAGGUAAACAUAGAUCCCCUGCCCGCCCCGCCACCGCUGCUCCGUGAGCUGUGGACGGGCGACACGCUGGAGGCGCGCACGUUCAGACAGCACUCCCGGCGCCUGAACACGGCGCUGUCUCUGGCGUCUAUGAUGACACGGGAGGUGAGGCCGGCGGACGGUGGGUAUGCACCAUCGGUGAUCAUACAAGGUAGGUUGUAUCACCGCGUCGGUCCGCUGCAGGCCAGAGACGGGGAGCGGCCGUCAUUCGCCCAGAUUUAUGUAAAUGACCCGGACUGUGACGACCCAGCGGCCGAGGCAGCUCUUCGCCUCGGACAUGUGCCGCUACCCCGCGGCACCCGGGAGCCAGAGCGGGUGCGUCUACUGACGCUGCUCGAACAGCUGCAGGUCCUGCUACGCCAGGUAAAUCCCUAUGUGCAGGACUUUAUCCACGCCGCCGAGCUGCCGGAGGAGGAGGUUCAGCAGCAGAGACUGGUGGUAAGUGCCGACGCCCGCCCGGCUGACCAGCACCCCCGGCGGUACAACCGCGCUGAGGGUUUCCGGGAGGUGGCCGUGCUGAUGGACGAAGAGCCCGUCCACCAGGACAUCGUGCUGCGUCGCCGUGCCGAUGCCGAAGGUCCGUUCCUCCAGACGGUAAAUGAGACGCACCGGGCGUUUGAGGCUCUGCACUUUGUACUCCUUCUGCCGUUCGGCACAGACGGCUGGCAGCCGGACCUACGGAAUAUGUCUGCAUGGCGUUCGCACGCGUAG
Amphibalanus amphitrite is the source of this 1401-nucleotide messenger RNA. RefSeq lists its product as uncharacterized. Bases 1 to 1401 code for a protein of 466 amino acids. The transcript is spliced from 2 exons. Lineage: Eukaryota; Metazoa; Arthropoda; Thecostraca; Balanomorpha; Balanidae. The record is from RefSeq and is a predicted model, not a curated record.